Messenger RNA from Fundulus heteroclitus (mummichog), 6584 nucleotides. RefSeq names its product formin-binding protein 1 (gene fnbp1b). Gene Ontology annotation, molecular function: protein binding. The record is from RefSeq and is a predicted model, not a curated record. Lineage: Eukaryota; Metazoa; Chordata; Actinopteri; Cyprinodontiformes; Fundulidae. Gene Ontology annotation, biological process: signal transduction.
AUUCUUGUUUUAUCACCUUGUUUAAUGAUUACCUUUACCAUUACUCUCCUCUUCUGUGGAGAUUAAAUCUUUCUAGACCAACAGUUGCUUUCCGUCGUCUUAGUUUUCUUUCUCUCCCUCUGAGAUGGAUUAACUUCGUUGGGGACUCCGUUUCUUUUCCGCGCUCUCCUUUUGCGAGAAAACCUUGCGCCAUGUUGCGGAGAAGAAGCCAGUUUUUUGUUUUCACGGACAAUGCCCUUUCUGUGAGGACGGAAAAAGAAGAAGAGCAAAAAGAAGAGGAGCCCACAGUGAGCCCCUUUGAGGAAUAUCUGCAGAUGGUCGUCCAGUUGAAGACGACCAGCGGCGAUCAGUUUGAAAACUUGGAGAAGCAUACGCAGUGGGGGAUCGAGUUCGUGGAGAAGUACAACAAAUUUGUGAAGGAGCGAUCAGAGAUUGAAGUCAACUAUGCAAAACAAAUUAGGAAUCUUUCAAAGAAAUACCAACCCAAGAAGAAUUCACGGGAAGAAGAAGAGAGCAAGUACACCUUCUGCCGAGCCUUCUUCACCACCCUCAACGAGCUGAACGACUACGCGGGCCAGCACGAGGUCAUAGCGGAGAACCUGACCUCCCAGAUCAUCGCGGAGCUAACGCGCUACCUGCAGGAGCUCAAGACUGAGAGAAAAUCGCAUUUCCACGAUGGACGCAAAGCACAGCAGUACAUCGAAAACUCGUGGAAGCAGCUGGAAUCGUCCAAAAAAAGGUUUGAGAGGGACUGCAAGGAGGCGGACAGAGCCCAGCAAUACUUUGAGAAGAUGGACGCCGACAUCAACGUGACUAAGGCCGACGUGGAAAAGAUCACACUCAAUUCCCACGUCCGGAGUCUCAUUGAGGGUUCUGGACCAGAGGACUUCAGUCAUCUGCCACCCGAGCAGAGGAGGAAGAAGCUGCAGGGCAAGAUUGAUGACCUGAAUAAAGACAUUCAGAAAGAGAUGGACCAGAGGGAUGCACUAACCAAGAUGAAAGACGUGUAUGUGAAGAACCCCCAGAUGGGAGACCCAGCCAGCGUGGACCCCCGGCUGGCAGAAAUAGGCCAAAACAUCGAGAAGCUCCAGGCGGAAGCGCAGAAGUUUGAGGGCUGGUUAGCGGAAGUGGAGGAGAGGAUGCCCUCUAAGAGCGACACGCACCGUAGAAGUGGGUUUUACGAGGCCCAGAGCACCCCGGCGGUGAGCAACAACUGUGCACAGGACAGAGAGAGCCCGGAUGGCAGCUACACAGAGGAGCCGAAUUCAGAAACUCAGGUCAAAGCCAACGUCAACCCCAACACCAUCCCCACCACCAUGCCGGACUUUGAUGAGGAAUUCGACGAUGACGACCCCCUGCCUACUAUCGGCACCUGCAAAGCCCUGUACCCCUUUGAAGGUCACAACGAGGGCACCAUCGCUGUGGCCGAGGGCGAGCUUCUGUACGUCAUAGAAGAGGACAAAGGCGACGGGUGGACACGGGUUCGGAGGAAGGAAGAUGAAGAAGGCUAUGUCCCAACGUCCUACAUCGAGGUCAAUUUGGAACCAAAUGCCAAAGGUGCUAUGACGUACAUUUAACUCAGCAAGUUCACCCUAUGACAGGUUUUUUGUUACUUUAGUCAGUGCGUUUCCGUUCACGUGCUAAAACGGCCGGGUCGAAGGGUAGAGAAUGUCAUCUGUCGCUUGGAAAGAUGCACUUCCUGUCUCUCUAGGGGGCAAGGACCAAUCAGAUUUGUCCGCUGUGCCUCGUGACAGUCGUCGCAGCGAAAGUGUGCAAAGCGUUUGGUUUAUGUUGGUGAAAUGAUGAGCAGGUGGAAAAAGUGUGUGAAGACUGAGGACAGACUCACAGCACUACGUUUUUCACUGCGCCGCCACCUAGUGGUCACACAACAUGAGUCGCAGCACCUUCAAAGCUUUGGGACAAAUCAGCUACAGACAAUGAUCACCGAGACAUUUCAGACGCGUCCUCUUGAUUACGCUUUCAUCAGCAUCUUAAAUGUCCGGUUAUGGAGAUGGACUUGAACUGACAUAAUGUUAAUCAAGGGUCUGAUCCACAACCUCAAAGAAAGUCUAAAUCAUAUAUUUUUUUUUUUUUUUUUUUGGGGUUUUGUGUUACUUUUUGCACCUAAAAGACAAAUAUGCUCGAUGUGCAAUCCUACUAAAUGCUGUUUAGACCUGCUGUAUUGAUAUUAUGCCUUCAGUUAUUUUUGUAGGCUGACUAGAGAUAGAAAGAAGAGAAAAUCAACUCUAAAAUGUUGCAUGCUUUCGACAUUAGAGAUGCUACCGCAUCAGUAAUUGUGAAACCAACUGUUGUUCCCUACGAGGGUUGCUUUUCUAAGAAUAUUUAUCGAGUUUACAGCAAACCCUUUCUUUUAAAUUGCUCUUUUUCCACCCUUUUCGACUCACUUUUUGAUAACGUUGUCGUUGGCCUGCUCUGGAUCUGUUUUCCAGGCCACUGGUAAAAGGCAUAGAGGAAAGAGAAAUAAGCGGCUCUGAGCUCUACGGUGAGACUGGGCUGAGAUUGUGGCUCUUUAGAGCUCUGUGGCGUCUUGCAUGGGUCUUCUAGCAACACCCUCUGUCAUUCCACUUCACUGCCACGAAAUACUGAGGGCUACAAGACAGACGGACUGUUUCUGACAUUAGUACAAGGGCCUCAGUUUGGCUUUAGGCGGCAUCAGAGGGUUUGUUACGGGGGAAAGCAUGGAGUGCCACUUUACCUGAGUUUAAAUACAGCAGUACUCCUUUUUUUUUUUUUUUUUUUUUUUUUUACCAGAGAGUAUUAGAAGUGUGUUGCAUGCUGCAGCAUCUGUCAGUGUUGGGUCAUGGCUUUGAUUUUAGCACGUUGUGACCGAGCUGCUCUCUAACAUGAAUUCGUGCCAGAUAACAGCUAGGUAGGCUGAAAGGGUUAGAGCUUUCUGAAUAUACCUUCGGUGGAUCAACCAACGUACAGUGCCUCGUUAAAUCAAUCGUACCUCUUCAACCUUUCUCGCAUUUUAUCACGUUACCACCUGAAACUUUAAACACAGAAAUCUGAAACGUGCGGCUUACAUUUAUAUACAGCCCCUCUAAUUAGUUUCAAGCGUUUUGGGGUAGGUCUAUCAACAUUUUAUGCCACUCUUCUUUGCAAAAUAGCUUGAAUUUAGGUCUGUACUUUGACUGGGCCAUCGUAACACAUGGCUGUGGUUUGAUUUAAACCAGUCCAUUCUAGCUCCGCCUGUAUGUUCACUGCUCAUUGUCCUGAGCAGUGAAGGCAAAUGCUUGGAUUUUAUUUAAGGGUACUGGAGGAAAUUUCUCAAUUAUGCACAAUAAUGCUUUAAAAUCUCAACAAAAUGCACGACUGUUCUGAAGAGGUAUGAAUAAUUUCGCUAGGCACUAUGCAUUAAACAAUACGGUUUCUUCAGGUUUCACAUAUUCCAUAAACCCCUCUGUCCAUGUUCAAGUAUUAGGGCUUUUCUUGGGUUUUCUUUAAGACUAACUUUUUCCUUUUUUUUGUCAUUUUUUUGUUUUGUUUGUUUCUUUGUUUGUUUGUGUGUAUUCUCCUUUCAAAAUGCAGAUUCCUAAAAGCGAGAGGCUGGCUGAGGAAUGGCAGGGCAAGCAGCCUCGGAGAAAACCCGCCGUGUGAAAAAAAGCGAAAGCCGGGCUGAAUCUUAAAAAAAAAAAAAAUAUCUAAGAGAGAGCGAUGGAUGAUAAGAAGGCCGCUGAAAUUCACAAACAUUUUGACAAAAAGGAAAGAAAAAAAAGAAAAAAAAAGAUCAGCGGCGUCGAGAUUUCUCCGCUGAACAGAAAUCAGUUUUAACUCUCAUAACCUUGUCCACGUUUAACUCCCCACUCAGGUGACAGCACACAAUUUGCUCCUUGUUGUUUUACAGCAGAGCUCUGCUUCAUAAUGUCACUAACUCUGCUUGCGGCCAUGAAGAGGCUUUUUGGCAUCCUCGCUCCAUUUGCCCUCGCUGCCCCCUUACGCGUAAGGCUCUGUUUGUUUCUCCUUCCUACCCCUGGUCCUUGUGAGGCUCACCGGUUUGGGAGAGCGUGUGGUCAGAAACGGGAACGGGCCAACGGCCGGGAAGAAGGAUCAUCCCCGUCUCAUCUGUGAGAACAUCACCUUCACCCUUCACUCUUGAGAGAAACAGAUAAAAAAAUAAAAAAAGUCAGCUGGCUGUUUGCAGGUUGUCAUCCAAGCCGAAGCAGAAGGAAUCGUCUUUGCUGUUCGUCUCUCUGCUUUGUUUGUGUGUUUGUGUCGCACAAUGUUCAGGGUUUCUCCCACUCGCCGUCACGGCCAGAUAUCCGGGGUCGGCUGGGAAUCCAUUUCCUCCCAUCACUCUCAUCCACAUGGCAUUCUUGUCCUGUCCCUGGUGUCUGCUCCUCUCUCUGACCACACCCUUUCCCCUGGUCUCCCUCCUGCCCCCUCUGGCAGCUCAGGCUACCUGUCCCACGGCUGCUUCGAGGCUCCCCGCCCCCCCUAUUGUUUUUUUGUUUGUUUUUUUUCUCUCAAUUUGCAACGGCUCGGGGGUGUGUGGUGUGGUGCAUGCUUGCCCUGUCCUCCUCCUCGCCCCCCCCUCUGCUGGCGGCUCCGUCCUGCUGCUGCUGCUGCCUCGAGCCUUUCUGUUCAGUUAACCCUCAUUGCCUGGUCACACUGUUUGAAUUAACCUGAAUGCUACUGUUUGGGUUCAGUGCCUGUGGUUUAAAAAAAAAAAAAGAAAAAGAAAGAAAAAAAAUGUCUUUUAUAUUUAUGUACAUUUCUUUUCUGUUGUUUGUUUAGAAAGCAUGUUUUUUUUUUUUUAACCGCAAAUAGGUGAUCUUUCUCUCCUCCUUCUCCCAGCGCUCCAAAGUGUAAUCGCAGACGAGGACGUUAGGAAGCCAUAAUGUUGUUUUCUGGCCGAUCUCACCCGUAGAUCGGCCACAGACGUCUUUUGCAUUUCUUUUACUGUUUGUUUGUAAAAUUUGAUGCGACUUGUGGCUAGUUUACAGUUCAAUACCCUGUGGGAAGUGUCUCCGCUCGGUUUAGGCGACCCGAUUAAAAACUGUUUCUACUGUAUGUGAAAAUGUGCUAAGAUGAACAUUUUCCUGAGACUGAAGUGUGACAAUGUGCAGAUCAGCGCCUGAUUUGAGCCUUAACCUGGGUGGGACGAAAGAGAUGUGAUCAAAUUUAUAUAUAUAUAUAUAUAUAUAUAUAUAUAUAUAUAUAUAUAUAUAUAUAUAUAUAUAUAUAUAUAUAUAUCAGGAUGAAACUGUCUGUAGGCAUGGGUCAGAUUACUGGUAUCGAGGAAUGCCACGGCUUUCAGACCGCAUUAUUUCUACGAUUCAAGGUCCAUUUAACUGGUGUUCUCUCGGGGGAAUAAUGAGCAUACAGCUGACUCAGCGAAUGCUGAUGCGUUUGUCCUCACGUGACGGAAAAGAUCAACUCGACUGUUUGCGCUCACAUAAAAACAGUAACAAGAAAGGGUCCCAGAAGCUGAAUACACACUGUCACGCUGCUUCCUAGCUCAGCUUGCAUGCUGACAUAUUAAAAAUAAAAAAAAAACACAUUAUGUGGGGCUAAGCAUGGGGGAAAGGAGAGAUUUUAUGAAACAUCUAGCCUUGUUACUACUUUGCGUCGCUUUUGACAUCCGCAGUAAGGGGAUGCCAGAUUGUCGUUUUCCUACUGCGUCGUGUCUUCGUGCUCCAUUGAAAUGAAAGCCAGACGCCUAAUAGUGUGGUAGGGGCUUUAUAGGAACAAAAAAUAAAAGCUGGUAGACCACUUGGUGCAUCUUUGUGCUAACACCUUGAUACCGUAGUGUUUUAACUCAUGGUUACCAUACUGUAAAAAAACUCCUACUGGCCCAUGCCUAACUCUCAGACUGGAAGACUACACCUCUUUCCUCACAUGCAACGGCACAUAGUAUACAAGAUUUUAACUUUGUUUUAAAAAUGAUGUUCUUUGAGAUGCUGUUUUUCCCCUCCUUUUCUUUUGUUGGAAUAUUCUGUUACUCAUCCCGCCUAGAGGGGACUCCUCGAACAACGGACAAGACACAAUAUCACUGCAGUGCGUUGUGUUCAGUGUCCAUCUAGCACAGAUUUUCAUAAACGCUUCCCGUGUGGAGGAGUGGUGAAUACGAAGGCGAUGGUCACUUUUGAUUGAGGGAAUGACGAAAUUAUGAUUUUUUUUUUGUUUUUGUUUUUUUGUCCUCUCAUCUCAUGUCAAGAUUUUCUGGCUUUGAUUUUUGUGAUUAAUGUCGAGAGUGAAGCGGCAGAUUUACGGCAGCGAUCUUCUUCACCACAAAUCUUUUAGCCCUCAGAAUCACCUGCCUGUACAGAGGAUGUGACAUGAUGGAAAUAGAGAGUAUUUAUGACUUUAUUAAAAAGAAGAAGAUAAAAAAAGUUUUAAAAGGAAAACAUCUAUUUCAGCUAUGGACAGUCUGACCACGGAUUAUUUGCUUUGACUAGUAGGAGUCCUAUUCCUUUAUGAGACCUACCAAAUGGUGUGUUUUUGCACUUUUUCAUUUCUGUUCCAUUUGGUGGCCCAUGCUUGUUGUUUUUUUGGAGCACUGAAUACUUUGUACUGUGUUUAAUUUCAUGUGCCAAUUAAAUAUGCCAGAAAACGAGAAA